Microthlaspi erraticum is the source of this 1506-nucleotide messenger RNA. The record is from the annotation of a GenBank genome assembly. Lineage: Eukaryota; Viridiplantae; Streptophyta; Magnoliopsida; Brassicales; Brassicaceae.
AUGUCUCCGGAGAAGAAGAUUCCAAAGUUUCCACCGAUAUCGGAAUGCGGAGGAGGAGAGUAUGGAUCGAUCGCCGCAGAUCUGGACGGGACUCUGCUUCUGUCGAGAAGCUCGUUCCCUUACUUCAUGCUCGUGGCAGUUGAAGCUGGAAGCCUUUUCCGUGGCUUAAUCCUCCUUCUCUCUUUGCCUUUCGUCAUCAUCUCUUACCUGUUCGUCUCGGAAGCUCUGGGAAUACAGAUCCUCAUCUUCAUCUCCUACGCCGGCCUCAAAAUCCGCGACAUCGAACUCGUCUCUCGCGCCACUCUUCCACGGUUUUAUGCGGCGGACGUGAGGAAAGACAGUUUUGAGGUGUUUGAUAAGUGUAAGAGGAAAGUGGUAGUGACGGCGAAUCCAACAGUGAUGGUGGAUGCGUUUGUCAAGGAGUAUCUUGGAGGAGAUACAGUUUUGGGAACAGAGAUUGAGGUUAAUCCCAGAACCAAAAGGGCCACUGGGUUUGUCAAGAAACCUGGCGUUCUUGUCGGUGACCUCAAGAGAUUAGCCAUUUUGAAAGAAUUUGGCGACGACUCACCUGAUCUUGGCAUCGGUGACCGGACCUCCGACCAUGAUUUCAUGUCUAUUUGCAAGAAAGGUUACAUGGUUCAUGCGACCAAGUCAGCCACAACAAUUCCCAAAGAACGUUUGAAAAAACGGAUAAUCUUCCACGACGGCCGUUUAGCCCAACGUCCAACGCCGUUAAACGCCAUCAUCACAUACCUAUGGCUUCCCUUCGGCUUCAUCCUCUCCAUCAUCCGUGUCUACUUCAACCUCCCUUUACCUGAAAGAUUUGUCCGUUACACUUACGAGAUGCUCGGAAUCCGCUUAACCAUUCGUGGACACCGUCCUCCGCCUCCUUCCCCUGGAACUCCCGGCAACCUCUACGUUCUCAACCACCGUACCGCGCUUGAUCCCAUCAUCGUCGCCAUUGCUCUUGGCCGCAAGAUCUCAUGCGUCACUUACAGCGUCUCUCGUCUCUCCUUAAUGAUUUCUCCUAUUCCUGCUGUCGCUCUCACCCGUGACCGUGUCGCUGACGCUGCCCGAAUGAGAAAACUUCUCGAGAAAGGUGACUUGGUGAUAUGUCCGGAAGGCACGACGUGCAGAGAAGAGUAUCUACUGAGGUUUAGCGCUCUGUUCGCGGAGCUAAGCGACAGGAUCGUGCCAGUGGCGAUGAAGUGUAACCAAGGAAUGUUCAACGGCACGACGGUGAGGGGUGUGAAGUUCUGGGACCCUUACUUCUUCUUCAUGAACCCAAGACCGAGCUACGAGGCCACUUUCUUGGAUCGCCUACCCGAAGAAAUGACUGUGAACGGCGGUGGUAAGACUCCUUUCGAAGUGGCUAAUUACGUCCAGAAAGUGAUCGGGGACGUGUUGGGCUUCGAAUGCACACAACUUACUCGCAAGGACAAGUAUCUUUUGCUCGGAGGUAAUGACGGCAAGGUGGAGUCUAUCAACAACAAGACCAACAAGUGA